AUGUUGGGGGCCCGCCUUGGGUUCCUGGUCUGCAUCCUGUGCUGCGUAGUCAGAGCCUAUCCCAAUGCCUCCCCGCUGCUCAGCUCCAGCUGGGCUGGCCUGACCCACCUGUACACAGCCACAGCCAGGAACAGCUACCACCUGCAGAUCCACAAGGACGGCCAUGUGGAUGGCACACCCCAUCAGACCAUCUACAGUGCCCUGAAUAUCAGAUCAGAAGAAGCUGGCUUUGUCGUGAUAACAGGUGUGAUGAGCAGGAGAUGUCUCUGCAUGGACUUCAGAGGCAACAUUUUUGGAUCACACCACUUCAGCCCCGAGAGCUGCAGGUUCCAACACCAGACGCUGGAGAACGGCUACGACGUGUACCACUCGCCUCAGCACCGCUUUCUCGUCAGCCUGGGCCGGACCAAGGGGGCCUUCCUGCCGGGCAUGAACCCCCCGCCCUACUCCCAGUUCCUGUCGCGCAGGAACGAGAUCCCCCUCUUCCACUUCAACACCCCCCGGCCGCCGCGCCGGCACACGCGCAGCGCCGAGGACGAGGACGCGGACCCCGACCCGCUGAACGUGCUGAAGCCUCGGCCCCGCGUGAGCCCCGCGCUGGCCUCCUGUUCCCAGGAGCUGCGGAGCGCCGAGGACCGCGGCGCGGCGGUCAACGACCCGUUCGGCGUGCUCCGGGGCAACAGGGGCAACGCUCACGCCGGGGGGCUGGGCGUGGAGCGCUGCCGCCCCUUCCCUAAGUUUACCUAGGCCCGGCAGAAAGGAGUCCUUUCCAGCCACCUCUCAGAAGUGUCAACUAUCUUUCAAGGGCCGGCUCCCCUUACACGCCGAGGAAGGGAAGGCGGGGCCCUGUGUGGAAUUAGCUGCUUCUCUCCCUUUCCUUCCCCAGGAAAGCCCCCGAGAGUCUGUCAGCCUCUAAGGCCUGAGAAGAGGGAGUUGCGACGCCUUCCUCGCCCCACUUCAGCCAGCUUUCUGAGUUAAGAAGCCCCUUAAUUAGGUUAGAAAGUUCCCCUUCACUGAGGAUAAGAGAGAGCUUUUCCCCCUCCCUAUGCCUCUCUUCUUAGUCAGUUUCGCACUGAAAACAAGGCAAGGCCUUACACCGUUCUGGGGGUGAAGGGAAGAGCGGAUGCCAGCUGCAUCUCCACUGUCCCUGUAUUAUGUGGCCUUGACCCUGCUGGCCUUUGAGUUUGCAGCCUUGACCUAGGGCAGUGACCGCUGAACUGGGCAAACUGAUGGGAAGCCUAAUCUCAAGGCUUGGUUCUUCCUUGAGCAUCUCUGCAGAAGAACUGUCAAAAAGAUUGGCAGUAGGUGGUCACAACUUAAGUGGAGUGGCCUGAGAACUAAGGCAGAAAUCAAGCUAGAAAACUGAAGCUUCCCGCGGGCCGGGAGCCCCUUGCCACGCUCUCAAGGUGGCCAGAGCCAGAGGGCCAAGAAUGACCCUGGUCUGCUCCCCGGCGGCUGCCAUACAGCCCCGCCUCUGGCUCUUCCUUUGACUCUAGUGAGUUGGGCCUGAUGAAGAGCCUUGGUAUUGGCUCCUGAAAAUCUAGCCUGCUAGGGUUUUUCAAAAUGGUAAUAAAUUCAACCUCUCCUAAAGGGGCCUAUCAUAAAGUCUCUACUUCUGGGUGGAGUGGUAAUCCAUUCUAGAUGGAUUUCAAAAAUGUCACCGGAUGGGGGCCUUGAAACAAUGGGGCUGCUCUGGGCUAGGUUCCCCCUAGACUGGCAAAUUCUGCCCCUUUGAGUGAAGCAGCAUCAAGGACUGGGGGAAAUAGAAGUCCAAUAACCAGGGCACCACAGUGCAGGGCAGGAGUCAGGA
Phyllostomus discolor (pale spear-nosed bat) is the source of this 1810-nucleotide messenger RNA. It is a transcript of the gene FGF23, whose product is annotated as fibroblast growth factor 23. The transcript has 3 exons. Bases 1 to 747 code for a protein of 248 amino acids. Gene Ontology annotation, biological process: cell differentiation; positive regulation of cell population proliferation; regulation of cell migration. The record is from RefSeq and is a predicted model, not a curated record. Gene Ontology annotation, molecular function: growth factor activity; type 1 fibroblast growth factor receptor binding. NCBI's taxonomy places the organism in Eukaryota, Metazoa, Chordata, Mammalia, Chiroptera, Phyllostomidae. Gene Ontology annotation, cellular component: cytoplasm.